Messenger RNA from Pocillopora damicornis (cauliflower coral), 605 nucleotides. RefSeq lists its product as uncharacterized. The record is from RefSeq and is a predicted model, not a curated record. NCBI's taxonomy places the organism in Eukaryota, Metazoa, Cnidaria, Anthozoa, Scleractinia, Pocilloporidae.
UCUUUAAUACUUAUUUAUGAUUUAGUACCCUCUAGCUUUGAUUGUUCCUCCUCAGAUAAUUCUAUAAAAGCAAAUGGAUCUCCCGUGUGUUUUGGUGCGAGAGAUACACAAAUGGGAAAGUUUAUAGUUCCCUUGGAUGGCAAAAUGGGAGGCGUGAGGCUGGUCCACCUGUACGGCUACGUGUCUUGUCACACGGCAGACCCCAAAAAUUGGUCACCUUGGGGCUGUGGUGAAGGAGCGCAACAGGAGAUCAACGCUGUCAUAACCAAUGACAAAAAUCAACAACUUUUGCCCCCUACGGAGUUCCUGAGCAGCAAGUACCCAGCAGGAAAAUGGCACAAAAUUCCAGGUUACAACUCACUGAGCCCUGUCAUUGAGCUAAAAGUGUUUAAAGAUCCCCUUAAUGUGAGUGCUGGCCAGGAGCUAGGACUGUGGUACGGUGAAGAUUUGACCAACUGGACCGAGCAUGACAACGGGGGAAGAACCUGCGCUGAUGUUUUCAUCCUGUACGUCUGAGAUGGAAUAUUCCAGUUUUAGAAGAUUUGCUUAGAAGAAGAACCUGUAAUAAGGUUAAGAAGAAAUAAACCGAGGGUUUUAAAGGGAAA